This is a messenger RNA of Cercopithifilaria johnstoni, 1005 nucleotides long. Lineage: Eukaryota; Metazoa; Nematoda; Chromadorea; Rhabditida; Onchocercidae. The record is from the annotation of a GenBank genome assembly.
AUGCUUUUUCGGGAACUGUCACCGAACCAAUUAAUAAGAAAUGGCAGAAGUGCAACGUCCAAAUGUUGUUGUUUUUUGUCACCAUCUGGUCGUUAUGGAGUAUAUAUUAGCCGUACUGAAGUAUUCGAAUCCCAACCUAUUGAAACUCACUUUUAUAAUUACAUUUUUAUUAUUUCUGAUUUCAUACUUGAUACUACGACCGAAUAUGUCUCUACAUGCGGUCCCUUUAAGAGAUUUCACCGUUUUUACUAUUUAAAUGACACCGUUGGAGUACUUGUUGACUUUUCACGUAAUAAUGGUAAUAUAACGCAAAAUGUCAUCCAAUUUUCACACGUAAACCAUACAGUAACAUGUGAAUAUGCCCGUAUUUGGAAUUUCCACGUUGAUGAUAUGCUGUAUGAAACGGACAAUAAUCGCAUGAUUUGUACAACAGCAUUAAUGAAAAAUAAAGAUAUCAGUUAUUUACCAUUACUUGGUGAAAAAGAUAAUAUAUCGAUGAUAUUUGUUCGUCUGGUACCAGCUAACCCAUUUUAUUCAUGUGAUUUUGUAAUACCAAUGUUGGAAAUCAGUGAACAGGAUGCGUAUCAGCGUGGAAUACAAACGGACGACGGGGGAUUGUUACAAGAAUUAAAUUUAUGCACCGAUACCAGAUGCUAUCCUUUAAUUAAUGAGACAUCACUUUAUUUCAUCGUACAACUUCGAACGGAACCUCAUGAAAAUGGAAGACAAACUUGUGUUGGUAUGCUAAAAAUGGAUUUCAAAAAUUAUUUCGAAAAUGAUUUUUCUUCAGCGGCAAAAAUUGAUAUUGCAAUUUCACCAUUACGAUGGAAGUCAAUACCCACUCAAAAAUAUUCUGUACGACCACAUUUUGUUAAAAUUAUGGCACAAGAAGAGAAUGUCGUGCUUUUGAGAGCAUUUAUUUUUGCAACUGAACGAACAUGGAUUCUGAUUGACAUGAAUACGAUGAUAAUGAGCCCAUUGAAAUCGCAAAGGAUUGCUAGGUGA